AUGGGUCUAUUUUCACGAAAAGACAAGAACGCCUCUCCUGCUCCGGCAGCGAACCCUUACGCCACCCCACAACCUCAAGCCGACCCUUACGCACAAGAUAACAACAAGUUUGCGAACAUGCCCUCUCAACCCACUCAAUCUCCAUACCAAUCAGCCAGACAACAAUACACUGCUCCAGGGGCUGCAGGUGCCCCUAAUGGUGGUUUGCCAGGUGGUCCUCGGGGUGGAAUGGGUGGCCCUAGUCCUCGAGCUCCAGCUCCAAAUGGUGGUGGAUAUGGGUCUGAGAAAUUCGGAAAUGGUGGUGGAUAUGGCGCAAACAGAUACGAUGGUCCUGCCGCCAACUCAGGAUCAAAAUAUGGUCCAUCUGGUUAUGGUGGUUUAGGACGAACCAACAGUAACGAUACAACUACGACAGAAGACAACAAGAAUGAAUUGUUUGGUGGCGCAAAGGAUAGAUAUGCACAAAAGGCAGCUACUGGUUCUGAGCGACCACCUCCGCCAUAUGGUGCUCAAUCAGAUGCUGGCCCAUCAACUGGAGGUGGAUAUGGUGCAUAUGGAGAAGAAAGACAACUUACUGCCGAAGAAGAGGAAGAAGAAGAUGUUCAAGCGACAAAGGCUCAAAUUAGGGCCAUGAAGCAAGAGGAUGUUUCAUCUACUCGAAACGCAUUGAGAAUCGCGGCCCAAGCUGAAGAAACUGGCCGUGCUACCUUGGCUCGUCUAGGUGCACAAGGAGAACGUAUCCACAAUACCGAGAAGAACUUGGAUCUUGCUGCCAAUCAUAACCGAAUUGCGGAGGAGAAAGCAAAAGAAUUGAAGACUCUUAACAAGAGUAUGUUCGCCGUCCAUGUUUCCAACCCUUUCACAGCAAAGUCAAGAAAGGCUCAACGAGAUGAUGAUAUUAUCAACAAACAUAGAUCAGAACGUGAUCAGCGUGAGGAAACCAGAAAUGCAGCUUUCGCAUCUUCUCAGAGAAUGGAGGCAAACUUCAGAGAUCUUCAGCCAGGAGAUGUGGGAUACCGAGCAACAGCAACCAAGGCCAGUCUUGCUGAGAGGUCUAAAUAUCAAUUCGAAGCAGACUCUGAGGAUGAUGAAAUGGAGAAUGAGAUCGACUCCAACUUGGAUGCUCUUGGUCAUGCUGCUGGAAGAUUGAACUUACUAGCGAAGGCUACUGGUCGUGAAGUCGAUGACCAGAACAGACACAUUGAAAGAAUUAUUGGCAAGAGCGACCGUGUCGACGAUCAAAUCGCUAUGAACAGAGCCAGAUUGGACCGUAUCCAUUAA
This is a messenger RNA of Botrytis fragariae, 1281 nucleotides long. RefSeq names its product putative plasma membrane snare protein. Gene Ontology annotation, molecular function: SNAP receptor activity; syntaxin binding. Bases 1 to 1281 code for a protein of 426 amino acids. The transcript has 2 exons. Gene Ontology annotation, biological process: exocytosis; vesicle fusion. NCBI's taxonomy places the organism in Eukaryota, Fungi, Ascomycota, Leotiomycetes, Helotiales, Sclerotiniaceae. The record is from RefSeq and is a predicted model, not a curated record. Gene Ontology annotation, cellular component: SNARE complex; plasma membrane.